UAACGCACUGAAUGCGCAGAUAGGGACCAAUUUGUGUCAGUCUCGUUCUGUGAAGAUCAGACCAGAGCAGCAGCGGUGCAGACGCAAUAGCAGUGGAAGAAGGAGUAGCAUACUAUAAGGAAGGAAAAAGACUAGAUAGCCACACAGCUCUCUCUGAAGAAGGUGGCAUUGCCUUCCUUUCUCCUCCUGGAAUCCAGAUAUGAAGUGAAGGUUAAAAUGUUCUGAGCUUCUGUCAACCCUCGGGAGUUCGGUUGGUCCAUUCACAGGUAGACUAGUAUCAACAAACCGAUACAGAUAACGCGAAAACGUACAUUUUUGUUGUUUUUGGUUGUUGUUGUUGUCCUGAAAGCAAAGCCGGAGGAUUCGAGAACGGAGUGAUAUCGUCCAGAAUCUCUCUCCCAUCUACAACCGUCGAGAUGAAUACCAACGACGCUAAGGAGUAUCUCACCAGGCGGGAGAUACCUCAACUGUUUGAGAGCCUGUUGACAGGGUUGAUGUACUAUAAACCAGAGGACCCUAUAGACUACCUGGAGGUGUGUCUAAAGAAGGUGAGGGAGCUCGGGGGACCAGACAGGGUCCGGUGGGACACAUUCGUCGGCCAGGAGAAGAAGUCCCUUCCCCCCCUCAACGGAGGACAGUCACGUAGGUCCUUCUUCAGAAACGUGCUCCCAGACAGUCCCAACUUCCCAUACCGGCGCUACGACCGCCUCCCUCCCAUCAGCCAGUUCUCCAUUGAGAGUGAUUCAGACCUGUCGGAGACCGCUGAACUCAUCGAGGAGUACGAGGUGUUCGACCCCUCCAGACCACGACCCAAAGUCAUCCUCAUCAUCGGAGGGCCAGGCAGUGGUAAGGGAACCCAGAGUCUGAAGAUAGCAGCGUGCUAUGGGUUCCAGUAUGUCUCUGUAGGAGAGCUGCUCAGGAAGAAGAUGAUUCACAACGCCACCAGCAACAGGAAGUGGAGUCUCAUCGCCAAGAUCAUCACCAAUGGGGAGCUGGCACCUCAGGAGACCACCAUCACUGAGAUUAAACAGAAGAUCAUGAAGAUUCCAGACGCUAGCGGGAUCGUGAUUGAUGGGUUCCCUCGUGACGUGGGACAGGCGCUUUCUUUUGAGGACCAGAUCUGUACUCCAGACCUGGUCGUGUUCCUGUCCUGUGCUAACCACCGUCUGAAGGAGCGCCUGGAGAAGCGAGCAGAGGCGACGGGUCGUCCUGAUGACAACCCCAAUGCAACAGAGCGCCGCCUCACCAACUUCAAACAGAACACCAUCCCCUUGGUCAAAUACUUCCAGGAGAGGGGACUCAUCGUCACGACCGCUGCGCCACUUGAGAGCUCCAAGGGGGAGAGCAUCAAGAGGGAGAGCUCCAAGAGGGAGAGCUCCAAGAGGGAGAGCUCCAAGGGGGAGAGCUCCAAGAGGGAGAGCUCCAAGAGGGAGAGGGGAGAGCUCCAAGAGGGAGAGCUCCAAGAGGGAGAGCUCCAAGAGGGAGAGCUCCAAGAGGGAGAGCAUCAAGAGGGAGAGCUCCAAGAGGGAGAGCUCCAAGAGGGAGAGCUCCAAGGGGGAGAGCUCCAAGAGGGAGAGCUCCAAGGGGAGAGCUCCAAGAGGGAGAGCUCCAAGAGGGAGAGCUCCAAGGGGAGAGCUCCAAGAGGGAGAGGGGAGAGCUCCAAGAAGGAGAGCUCCAAGGGGAGAACUCCAAGAGGCGAGAGCUCCAAGGGGGAGAGGGGAGAGCUCCAAGAGGGAGAGCUCCAAGAGGGAGAGGGGGAGAGCUCCAAGGGGGAGAGCUCCAAGGGGGGGGAGAGCUCCAAGAGGGAGAGGGGGAGAGCUCCAAGGGGGAGAGCUCCAAGAGGGAGAGGGGGAGAGCUCCAAGGGGGAGAGCUUCAAGCCUAG
Molecule: messenger RNA, 1883 nt
Organism: Oncorhynchus tshawytscha (Chinook salmon)
Lineage: Eukaryota; Metazoa; Chordata; Actinopteri; Salmoniformes; Salmonidae
Gene: ak5
Product: adenylate kinase 5
Exons: 7
Coding region: 417-1883 (488 amino acids)
Biological process (GO): nucleoside triphosphate biosynthetic process
Cellular component (GO): cytoplasm; cytosol
Molecular function (GO): nucleoside diphosphate kinase activity; ATP binding
Source: RefSeq, a predicted model, not a curated record